Molecule: messenger RNA, 1008 nt
Organism: Diachasmimorpha longicaudata
Lineage: Eukaryota; Metazoa; Arthropoda; Insecta; Hymenoptera; Braconidae
Exons: 4
Coding region: 139-786 (215 amino acids)
Biological process (GO): vesicle-mediated transport; protein secretion
Cellular component (GO): Golgi membrane
Source: RefSeq, a predicted model, not a curated record
GGCCAUCUUGCGGCACUAACCUCUACCGCCUUCUCCGUUCAUGACGAAUCGUCUUCAGAUGUCACUAGCGUUUUCUUCCACUUCACCAUGUGGUCAUGCGCAGAAAUUCUUUCUAUAUAGGCUGAAAAAUAUGUGAAGAUGGCUUCUGCUUCGGUACCACUACUGAUGGAUGACGAUACUAUUGGAUUUGGUGAGGAGGAUGAUAUCCGGAGUGGAAAACUCAAGCAUCCUUAUGUCACUUUUUUCCACCUGGCAUUCAGAAUAACAGGGAUAGUAACCUACAUGCUGUGCGAAUGGUUUUCCGACAGUUUUAUAGCAAGUUUUGUGACAGUAAUUUUAUUACUAUCCAUGGACUUCUGGACAGUGAAGAAUAUCACGGGAAGAUUGAUGGUGGGACUCAGAUGGUGGAAUUACGUAGACGAUAACGGCAAUAGCCACUGGGUCUUCGAGUCAAGAAAGGGUUCACAGCAGAAUCGCAUAAAUCCAUCGGAGUCGAGAAUUUUUUGGCUAGCUCUGAUUCUCUGUCCAAUGCUCUGGAGUAUUUUCUUCAUAGUGGCACUUUUUGGAUUGAAAUUCAAGUGGUUACUGCUCGUUUGCAUUGCUCUGAUACUCAGUGGAUCGAAUCUCUAUGGAUACGUUAAGUGUAAAAUGGGGAAAGAUCAGAGUAUGUCAACAGCAACGAGUGACUUUUUAAAGCGACAAGUUAUGCAAAAUGUCAUGGCCUCGAUGAUGACCAAGAGCCCACCAACAACGACCCCCGGAGGACAACAGCCCAAUAUCAUUUAAUUAACUUCGCCAUUUGUGAUACUCCUGUCAUGAGUCAUUAUUUAAUUUGCAAUUUUUUUUUGUACAUACUAUUUCUAAGUGUUUGCUCCUGUCACGAUACGUUUUGUAACCAGGUUUUGACUGAUUUCAUGAAUAAUUGUCUGGAUCGCUGCUGAUGUUCUGUUCACAAGGAUGUAGGAGGAAAUUUUAUGUUCCAAAUAAAUGAUAAACAAUAAAAAUUUA